Molecule: messenger RNA, 1810 nt
Organism: Portunus trituberculatus (swimming crab)
Lineage: Eukaryota; Metazoa; Arthropoda; Malacostraca; Decapoda; Portunidae
Product: sperm-specific protein PHI-2B-like
Exons: 4
Coding region: 636-1337 (233 amino acids)
Biological process (GO): nucleosome assembly; negative regulation of DNA recombination; chromosome condensation
Cellular component (GO): nucleus; nucleosome
Molecular function (GO): double-stranded DNA binding; nucleosomal DNA binding
Source: RefSeq, a predicted model, not a curated record
CGCCCGCCGCCACCGCCACGCCACCACUCAUCCACGCCCGUACGCCCACGCUGUCACUGUCACUUUAUCAUUUCCACACCCAUUUGUCCAUCUCACGCCCACUGUUCCGUCACAACCACCAGUUUUGCUCCAUCUUCAUCCAGUCCAUCUGUCACUCGUGAAUUUUGUAGUUCGUUCUUAGCAACCACGCCCCCCUCGUCCACACCGCGCCUGUACGCCCACGCUGCCACUGUCACUUUAUCAUUUCCACACCCAUUUGUCCAUCUCACGCCCACUGUUCCGUCACAACCACCAGUUUUGCUCCACCUUCAUCCAGUCCAUCUGUCACUCGUGAAUUUUGUAGUUCGUUCUUAGCAACCACGCCCCCCUCGUCCACACCGCGCCUGUACGCCCACGCUGCCACUGUCACUUCAUCAUUUCCACGCCCAUUUGUCCAUCUCACGCCCACGGUUACGCCACAAUCACCAGCUUUACUCCACCUUCAUCAGUUUGCCCGUCACUCGUGGAUUUUGUACUAGUAAGCAACACGCCUCCCCGCCCACUCCGCGUCUGUACCUCCACGCUGCCACCGCCGCACUGCCACCACCACCGUCUUGCCACCCACACCACACCACGCCCAUUAACAAACCACCGCAAUGUCUGAGGAUGACUCGAGAGGCGUUGAGGAAGUGACGGUGAAGGAGGAGGAGGUGGACACAGAUUCCGGGGAGAAGACAGAGAAGGAGGAGGAGCCAGUCAAGGAUGAGGAGGCACAAGAGGAAGAUAAAUCCGAGGAGCCACAGCCACCGAAGAAGAGGGGCAGGAAGCCAGGGUCAGGUGCCUCGCCCGCUAAAAAGGUCAAGAAGGAGAAGGAGAAAGGAGCAGAGGGAGGCACCAAGAGGAAGCGUAAGCCAGUCAAGAAACAUCCUAAGACAAUGGACAUGAUUGUGGAGGCAAUCGACAGACUGGGAGAGAAGCGAGGCUCCUCCGUCCAGGCCAUCAAGGCGUACAUUGCACAGAAUUUCAAGACAGUGCGAAUGGACAUGAUCAAGUCAAUGCUGCGUCGCUCCCUCACCAUGGGCCUCCAGCAGGGCAUUGUGGCAAGACCCAAGGCACAGGCUGACACUCAGGUGAUGAGUGGCAGAUACCUUCUCGGCAAGGCAGCCAAGAUGGAGGAUGAGGACGAGGUGAUGCCGCAGCAGUCCAAGCGUGCACAGGAAGCAAAGAAAUCUGCAAAGAAGCUCAAGAAAAAGGCAGGAAGCAAGCCCAAGAAAUCCCCCAAGAAGCCUGUGGCCCGCAAGGUGUCCCAGGCCAAGGCUAAGCGGCCCAUCAAGAAGGCUCGGCGUGGCAGGAAGUGAAGGGGCGGUCUGGGCCAAGGGUGGGGAUUUAAGGGGAGAAAUUGUAGUUAGAGAGAUUUAUUCUAUUUUAUGGUUGAUUUUUAUAUUUUCAUUGAUGUUGGAGCUCAUUAUAUCAUCGCCCAUUAUGCAGCAGCAGCAGCAGCUUGGCAUCGUACCUCACCAGGACUUGCCACCACACAUGCCACACACAAACUCUAGAGUAGUCUGUACAGUUCACUUCCUGAGUUGUGUGCACCUGCAGGUUGUCUCUCUUCACUUGAAUUUUAAAGUGCAGCUAUUACUUGGAAGGUUGGCAAAAUACAACUCAGGAAUGAAGUGUAGAGACAAGAUUCUAGACUGGUCUCGUGGAGGUCCACUUCAGAAACACCGGCAUCAAGCGCUUUAUUGCUACAGCUUUCAGUUGUGAUAUUAUAGCCAAAUUCAUAUUCAUCAUAGAUACACAAUUCUUUUCACAAAAUAAAACUUUUUUGUUA